UAAACCGGAAAGGGGUGUUGAGUCGUUCCACUUAGAGUCAACAAUGCUUAGUGCCACCUUCGUCGUUUUCGCUGCUGGCGUUCUCGCCAUGGCCGAGGACGCAUCUGCUGCGAGCUGUUCCGCACCAGGCACUCCUAAUGGGUGGGAUUUCGUAAAGGACAAUACGAAGUACAAUAUGAUAAAAAGGAACUUCAAGCUUGGAGGGAUAGUUGAUACCCAAUGCCUGUCCAGUACUUUUAAGCAUAAGAAGGACACAGAACAUCGUGUGGAUGCAGAGGUACAGUUCCAAGCGGCUGCUUCGGGAGAAUGGUUUACCAUCGAACAACGCUACCAGUUUUACCUGGACUCCGGAGAUAAAUACAACACCAUGACGACAACAGACGACUCCAGUUCGCCGAAGGCAACAUACCAAUUUGGGUACACUGGAGAGCACUGUGCAGUAGUUUUCGUUGACAACAUAGAAGGCCUUAGUUCCGAAACGUCGGCAACAAAGAAAUGUGUCCUUUGGCUCGAAGAUGGUCACGAGGAGGAUUCAUGCUGCAAUACAUUUCUAGAAGACAACUGUGACGGAGACUUCAAUCCGAUAUACAAGGCGACAUGCAAAAAUGCUCGUAAAUAACUUCGUACCUUAAUUAGAAGCACUGCAAUUAGGAAAUAAAUU
This is a messenger RNA of Rhipicephalus sanguineus (brown dog tick), 661 nucleotides long. RefSeq lists its product as uncharacterized. Bases 44 to 619 code for a protein of 191 amino acids. The transcript is spliced from 5 exons. The record is from RefSeq and is a predicted model, not a curated record. Gene Ontology annotation, molecular function: amine binding. NCBI's taxonomy places the organism in Eukaryota, Metazoa, Arthropoda, Arachnida, Ixodida, Ixodidae. Gene Ontology annotation, biological process: symbiont-mediated perturbation of host defenses.